Molecule: messenger RNA, 1648 nt
Organism: Erythranthe guttata (spotted monkey flower)
Lineage: Eukaryota; Viridiplantae; Streptophyta; Magnoliopsida; Lamiales; Phrymaceae
Source: RefSeq, a predicted model, not a curated record
AUGACUGCAGAGGAAUUACAAGCCUUAAAAGAGUAUCGCUCGACAACCAAAGUUAUUUCUCUGAACGAGCUCCUCGAAGAGGCUCACCACCACUCGCCUCGGUGUAGCGCAUCCUCAGAUCGUGAGCCUCGAAGAUACGCUCGCCACCAAUCGCCUCAUCACAACCCAUCAUCGAACCGCCCCCUUCGAAGAGAAGCUCGUCGCCGGUCACCACGCCCCUUGAGGCAAAGGGCUCCUCCAAGGGAGAGAGCGGAGCAUAGCCGUCGAGAGAGAAGUGUUUCUUCUCGGCCGGGUGUGGCACGCCACGAAUCACGAUACAACAGGAAUAACGAGCGCUCCUAUCGCCAUAGAGGCUCUAUUGGAAAUAAAUUUGGAAGUAGAUAUUCCCAAUCUGAAAAGAAAAUGAGUCGUGAUGGCAUUGAUGACCGAUCCCCCAAUCUACCCCAAUUUGACGGGACCGGAGAUCCCCAAGAACAUUUAAAUAACUUUUACGCCAAGCUUGACCUCUACGGCCUCAGUAACGCAGCUUACUGCAAGAUUUUUCAGACUACGCUGACUGAUCACGCACAAGUUUGGUUCAACGGCUUGCCCGGAGGGUCCUUAGACAAUCUGGACCAACUAGCGACACAUUUCCUUAACCACGACUCAAUGAAUAAGAAAUAUGCCAAAACUGGAUCGUAUCUCUUCAAGGUCAUACAACGAGACGGAGAGCCACUCAGAGAUUACAUACAACGAUUUGUCAAAGCAGUACAUGAAGUGCGCCACGUUACUCACAAGAUGUUAGCCGGCAUACUACAACAAAAUUUGAAGCAUGUUCGUUUUCGAGAGUCCAUCACGGGCCGACCCCCUAAGACCCUGGAGGAGCUCUUGAACCGCGCUGGGAAGUACCCCUUAAAUGAAAGCGCGAGGUGGAAAGCCACAACUGUAAUAGAGAAGAAUAGAGACAUCCCAUCGAAAAUCGCACCUUCGGGAAGUUCUCACCUCAAGGAUAAACUUCUUGACAUUAUGAUCAUCGCUGAGCAGAAGGGUAUUCUUCAACCACCGAAAAGGAUGAAUGAGAAUCCAGAACGACAAAAGUCGGAUAACUACUGUGAAUACCACAGAGAUCGGGGUCACACUACUGAGGAGUGCUUUCAGCUUAAGCAAUCACUCGAAAGACUUCUCCAAGAUGGGCACUUGAGCGAAUUCCUAGAACAAUCGCAAUCCUGAAGAAAUACUUUACUUAAUAUUUAUUAUUGCCUCACGCGGGCUCCAUGUAAUUUCUUUUCAGCAAUAAGUCGGGGGCAUAUCGUCCCGCGCAAUAUUUCCAAUCAGGUAAUAAGUCGCUAGCAUACCGCACCGCUCAAUAUUUCCAAUUAUGUAAUAAAUCGGCGGCACACUACCAGCCGCAAGAUUAUUAAUAAACUAUUUUAGCCGGUGGGAUACCGCCGCCGUAAUUUCUACAUCAACAAAAGUAGCUAAAUGGGAAGAUAUCAAGGAUCACAAAGGGUCUGGCCAACUCGAACCUUGGUUUCUCGCUCCCAGAGCUCCAAAAAAUAGAGCAACUAAAGCUCAAGGAAGUCUGAUCUGCCAUAAAAGUUCGUAUAAAACACUUAGGCAAACGGACUUCCCACAUAAAAAACUUGAGGGUCUGAUCAACCGCCAAGUA